Messenger RNA from Asterias rubens (European starfish), 4020 nucleotides. Its product is annotated as probable inactive peptidyl-prolyl cis-trans isomerase-like 6. Gene Ontology annotation, molecular function: peptidyl-prolyl cis-trans isomerase activity. Bases 30 to 920 code for a protein of 296 amino acids. The transcript is spliced from 8 exons. The record is from RefSeq and is a predicted model, not a curated record. Gene Ontology annotation, biological process: protein peptidyl-prolyl isomerization. Lineage: Eukaryota; Metazoa; Echinodermata; Asteroidea; Forcipulatida; Asteriidae.
AAAUUGCUGUACUCCAGACUAAUUGCAAAAUGGCGAGCGGAAAGCAGCUUCAACUUCGAGUGGUCGGGUUAUUACCCGAUCCCAGCUUUCACCAGGCAAGAUCCUGCGCUCAGGAUCUUUAUCAGAACAACCCUGACAAGUUUGCAACACCGCAGAUCCAGGGUCUACUUGAGUUUGAAUGGGAGAUGUAUCUAAGAGAUGAAAGGAAAUCCUUGCGAGGAGAGACUUGGGUAUUUGAAGAUAAAGCCAUUGCGUAUCUAGACAGUGAUCUGAUAGGUGGUCCAACAGAUUUAGAUAAUUGGGCAACACAGCACUGGAGCUUCAACUCUUACCGUCCAAAGGAAUUGUUACUGGCUUACGCUGAGGAAGCAUACAAAGACUAUCUCAAUGGUACUGGGCAUACUUUUGUUUAUUUGGAUAUUUCUAUCAAUGAGGAACCAUGUCAGAGGUUACUGUUUGAGUUGUACACAGACAAAUGCCCAAGAACCUGCGAGAAUUUCCGAGCUUUGUGUACUGGUGAGAAAGGACAUAAGACAGAUGAGACACUGAUGAAAUAUCAUUACAAGGAGAGUAUUAUUCACAGAAUAGUACCCAAUGGUUGGCUGCAGGGUGGAGAUAUCCUGUUUAGUAAAGGUGAUGGUGGAGAGGCUAUUUAUGGACAGUUCUUUGAAGAUGAGAAUUACUCGGUCAAGCACACUUCAAGAGGUAUCCUAGGAAUGGCCAAUCAAGGAAGACACACUAAUGGCUCUCAGUACUAUAUUACCUUCCAACCAGCUCCUUGGAUGGACACUAAAUAUGUGGCAUUUGGGAAAGUGAUUGAAGGAACAUACUUGCUGGACUUCCUGGAAAAACAAGAGACUUAUAAUGAGCGUCCCAAGAAAGAAUGCAAGGUUGUUGAUUGUGGAGUAUUUCGACCUUGAUCUUUACAUACAAUCCACAUGUACAUCUUCUCCGACAAGUCAACCGACCAAAGCUUUAUGUAGAAUCACCACAACUUUUUUAUAUCAACUACUCGAUAAAUUGGUUUAUCUUUUUUAUUUUACCAUAAUGUUAUUAUUUUUCCAACCUAGGCUAUUUAACUUUAAAAAACAAUGCAAAAUGAAAUUUUUGUUUUAAAUGUGUUUUUCAUUGGUAUAAGGACGGGGAAAGGCAAUUUUUCCUUGGUAAAGGAUAUCUCUAUGGGGGGAAGUUUCAAUUUCUACAGGAUAUUUUUAGGGGCACCCAGGAAUUGACAAGGCAUGGAGGCGAUUGCCUAUGCUGCCUCGCUUCUAAUUGGUGUCAGGGCUGUAAUUUAAUUAAGACAAGGUACUGUCUCCUAAAAAGUACUAAAUAUUUACAAAAUUUAAACGGCGAGGUUUUUUAAAAUAUCAGCUUUCGUUUGAGGCCAUUUCAAAAUGGUACAAGCUACCUUGCAAUGGAGUGAAACCUCAGCUUGCUAAAUAUUUUAACGAACAAACUUUUGGUACACUUUGUCCCAUUAAGUAUUGAUUAACAUUCAUUCCCAAGAUUUGAAAUAUAAAAUUCUCUUCAUUGAAUAUUUUAGCCUGCAGCUUUACAAAUUGUGAUCAACCAUAGCAUUGGCCAAACUGACAUUGGCCAAAUUGAACAACUUCUUGAGUAAAUGUUGUGCUUAAAUACUUCAAAAGAUUUACAAACCAUUUUUGUUAAAAAGAAAUUAUCAGUGUUGUAAAUAGUUUGUUUUGAGUUCACAAUUAAUUUCAAAGACAAAUUAAGUGUGAUGUGUACAGUUUUAAAUAAACACUUAUGUGUGCAGUAACUCAAUAUUUAUAUUGUUUGUCAAUUUUUUCUUUAUUUUUGGAGAUAAUUGUUAUCAGUAUGGAUAGAUUGUUGCAUAAGAAUAAAUGUAUAAAUAAGUUUGUAUUCAUUCAGUCAACAGUGAUCAGACACAAACAGGAAUUUAUACACAAUUCCAAUCAAUGUACAACGUCAGUUAAAGCAAUUUUAAUGUUAUGUCAUUGAUUCAAUACAUAGCCUAUACAUGAAGAUAUAUAAAACAAAACCAAAAUAAUUUGCUUAUAAGUGAGACAUCCAGCUAGACAAUUAUAAUUUAAUUAAACAUAUGAAGGGGAGUGGUUUGGCCAAGAUGAGCCCUAGUUUUUCUUUUAUUUGUAUUAAAUCUAUCGAGGUUAACACUUUCACAAAAUUUAACCGGGCAAAAUUCAAAUUACAGUGUUAAAGGAACACAUUGCCUUGGAUCGGACGCUUUUCAAAUACCAACUCGCCCGAUCCAAGGCUACGAGUUAUUUAAUUAGUUAAAACAUUCCAUUCAAAUGUUCAGCAGAGAUAACAAGUAACAAUUUCAUCAAACUCGAAGCUACUAUUGAUACAUCAUAAAAGGAAUUUCUUCUAAAAAAAAAAGUGUAUCUGAAUGAAAAUACUCACAACUGGCAUCACAAAAUCGUAACUGAUAUUAUAACUGAUUUUGACCCCCAAAAGAAUAUAUUUCUAUAUGUGGAACAAACAGAUAGAAAAUGCACAAUACAAACUAGUUAUAUAUUGCAUGUACAUGUAUCUUCAAUCAUCUACCUUUCAUUAAAAAUGCAUGUUUUUUUUUCACCAGACAGCGUACCUUUAAAGAAAACCUUUGUUUCCCAUUCUCCACACAUCAUCAUGUGAUUUAUAAUACUGCAUUGACAUGAAUCAGGCAAGGGGAGCCUGGUGAAUGCUUUUCUGCAGAUUGAAAUUUAAAUUAAAUGAUAUAAUGCAGUAGAUGAUUGGUAUUUGUUUCUGUGAUUUUGAGGGAAUUUCUUCUGAAAGAGAAUAACUCAUUUAGGGUACAAAAGAUUUGGUGGGGUUUUGGGCAGUAAAGACGCGUUCCCAUAAUAACAUUGUUUGAUGCAUUUUACAAUACAUGUAGAACGAUACAUAAAAAUAGUCCAUAAUGUACACGCUUUAAUCUAAAGCAACAAUUAUAAUUUGAACUUACUCUGCAACUUGUGGGACUUCAUAUCCAAUAUACACAAUGAUCAUUUAUUAUGUAUCCACACAUCUGAAAUCCAUAUGCAAGCUUGAAGGGAACUGAUCAAAUUGCAGCCUAUUGCUUAGUCCGAUCAUUUAUACUUUUUUGGUACAAAUACAACUUAAUUCAUCAUCAAUAAUCAUUUCUAUACAAAGUUGGAAAAUAUGGCCAAUAUAACCAGAUAUGUUUGCUAAAUACAUCAACUUUAAAACAGAAGUCAACUUUGCAUAAACAUGAAUUUCAUUCCAGAUGCAUAAAAUGUAAUAUUUUUUAAUAAUUGUUAUUCUUCAAGCAACAGCAUUUUAAAGUAUAAUACUGGUGAUAUUGUUUAGUACCACAUGCAUACCAACAGAGAUAGCUAUUGUUUCACCUAGCAUGUAUUUUUCUUUGCUCCAUCACACCAAUCUCACUUUGGUUCAGGCGCUAGAAACAACAAGCUCACUUUGGUUCAGGCAGUAGAAACAACACAAGCAUUUUCUGGGUAUCCUGCAGUGAUCUGAAAACGCCAAAGCAUGAUUAAAUGGUUCAAAAUGGACCCAGAUGAUGAUUGUAAUUGGUUUCGCACCAUGGUAUGAUUUUAGCUUUGAAUUAUUCAGCUUGUUCAUGCAACUUGAAAUAAGCAGCUGCUCAGUCAUUACCAUAACAACAUUUGCAAGUCAACAGGCUUUUUCUUACAUUGGUGACAUUAGACAUGGUUAUCAACGUCCAUAUACAUAAAACUCCUUUACUUUAUGAUUAAAUAAACCAGUUGUGGACAUGGACAGUGUCUGUCAAAUCACCCAUAUAACUCAUUGAUGAAUGUCAUGAGUCAUUUGCAUCUGUGAAAAACUAAGAAUGGUGCAAGUUGAACUACUGGGGUGGUUAAUGUAGUAGAUAUCUUUAGACAGAAAAAAUACCAGGCAAGCGCAUUUUUUAGUUAUGUUAUAUAUGAUGCAUUUAAUUUUAGUUAACCAACGGUUAAACUAAGCUACAUGUAAACCAAUUAUAGUACAGUAUUCAUGAGAGUAAACCAGCUGAUUACAGAAAAAAAAAAAAAAAAA